AAGAGUGCUAGAGUAGAGAGGAAUGAUAUUUUGCUCAGUGUCAGUUCAAUAAAAAUAUUAUUAGUGGUUGAAAAUUAUUUCGAAAUUAUUUUUUUAACAUAAUUUAAAUAAUAUCCUAAGGUUAAUAAGCCCACUUUAACUAUCUAAAAAGUCAUUUAGAAUCGCAAACAUUUAGCCUAUGAGUGUUUAGAAUAUUUGCGUUGUAGACCACAAUACAUUCUGCAUAAAAAGUAUUGACAGGUCAGAUUUCAAAAUGCCACUCUUUGGAAAAUCAACUAAAAGCCCUGCAGAAGUUGUGAAGGCUCUAAAAGAAGCAGUCACUGCUCUAGAAAGGGGAGACAAAAAAGCAGAAAAGGCCCAGGAGGAUGUGAGCAAGAACCUGGUGCUCAUCAAGAACAUGUUGUAUGGUACCAACGAUGCUGAGCCACAGACUGACAUCAUUGUGGCUCAGUUGGCCCAGGAGUUGUACAAUAGUAACUUGUUGCUGAUGCUCAUUCAAAAUCUCAGUCGAAUCGAUUUUGAGGGUAAAAAAGACGUGGCACAGGUGUACAACAACAUUCUACGACGGCAGAUUGGAACCAGGUCCCCUACAGUGGAGUACAUCUGCACCAAACCGGAGAUUCUUUUCACCCUCAUGAACGGAUACGAACACCAAGACAUUGCUCUCAACUGCGGUACGAUGCUGAGAGAAUGUGCAAGAUAUGAAGCUCUUGCGAAAAUCAUGCUUUAUUCUGACGACUUUUUCAACUUCUUCCGAUACGUUGAAGUCUCUACCUUUGAUAUUGCCUCAGAUGCUUUCUCCACUUUCAAGGAACUGCUUACAAGACACAAGAUGCUAUGUGCAGAGUUCCUCGAGCUCAACUACGACAAGGUGUUUUCGCACUACCAGCGACUCCUCAACUCUGAGAACUACGUCACUCGGAGGCAGUCGCUGAAGCUCCUCGGCGAACUGUUGCUUGACAGACACAACUUUACAGUAAUGACAAAGUACAUUUCUAACCCAGACAAUCUCAAAUUGAUGAUGAACAUGCUGAAGGAGAAGUCAAGAAAUAUCCAGUUUGAAGCUUUCCACGUCUUUAAGGUUUUCGUCGCAAACCCGAACAAACCCAAGCCCAUCCUGGACAUUUUGCUGAGAAACCAAGACAAGCUAGUAGAGUUCCUAACACGCUUCCACACAGACCGUUCUGAUGAUGAACAGUUCAAUGAUGAGAAGGCCUACUUGAUCAAACAAAUCAAGGAGUUGAAGCCUCUGCCAGAACACUAACAUUAGGUAAGUCACUAAUACAC
Molecule: messenger RNA, 1287 nt
Organism: Macrosteles quadrilineatus (aster leafhopper)
Lineage: Eukaryota; Metazoa; Arthropoda; Insecta; Hemiptera; Cicadellidae
Gene: Mo25
Product: protein Mo25
Exons: 9
Coding region: 254-1264 (336 amino acids)
Biological process (GO): intracellular signal transduction
Molecular function (GO): protein serine/threonine kinase activator activity
Source: RefSeq, a predicted model, not a curated record